ACGAAGAUUUCUCCGAAUUCACUUAAAAGUGGUCGCAUUCAAUCGGGAGUCGCUUUAUUUGAAACUCAAAAAUGCACUUUUGUUGAGAACACCGGGGCGUCAGUUAUCUCACGACUUCCAUUUAAUGUUGAAGCUGCUUGGUCAUUGAAAUGUGGCGUACUCGUAGAACGACGUAUACCAAACGUAGAACGGCGUCAACGUCAAAAUCAGACCUUCACUUCUUCCUUACUCAAUGAUACCUCUGCGGAACCCCAUGCCCUUUUUACCAUUUUCCUCAUGUCCCAUCCUCUUGAUGAAUUGUCCCCAGUUUUGAUUAAAACCCCAGGUGCUAAAGAUUCAUCAUGUUUCAAGUUAUGUUUUGCAAACGACGAAAACCAGAAAAUUGUUGGUGUCGUUUCAGAGCUAGGUCUUGUCGUGACUAUUAAUAAGGCCUCGGGUUUACAUUCACUUUGGUAUCUUGGUAAAGCCCGCGUUGAGGAUUAUGCCCAUCUCUACUUAAUGGAUGAAGAGGGACGUAUUACUGUUGCUCCAGAUGCCUUGGCUACUACUUAUGUCGAAGCUUCUACGGUAAAUCCCAAAACACCGGUUGUAUCGACUCCGGUUGAUGGGAAAAAUUCUAUCAAUCAAAUAACACCGAAUCGAUGUCGUUUUCAACACCUUUCUGUGGCCUCCUCACCGUUCCUCAGUCCAUUUAGGGCUUCGCUUGAAAAAUUGAAAGAAUUGGCAAAGUCAUCGGCUGUUAGACGUCGUGAUUCCUUUCUACUUGACCUUAACGACGAUGCUUCUGCUGUAAGAUUUUUUCCACUUCCAAGUUUGUUUCAUCUUUUUGCUGGUUAA
Messenger RNA from Rodentolepis nana, 837 nucleotides. NCBI's taxonomy places the organism in Eukaryota, Metazoa, Platyhelminthes, Cestoda, Cyclophyllidea, Hymenolepididae. The record is from the annotation of a GenBank genome assembly.